AUGUACUUCACUACUAACGUGAGAUCGAGGUUGAAGAGGGAGUUUAUGAGUCUCUGGCAAGGAGACCUACCUGUUGCUGAGUUUGUCAAGAAGUUCGAUAGAGAAUGUCAUUUUGUGCCCUUCAUCGCAAAUGAUACUAUUGAAAAAUUGAGGUACUUUUUGGAUGGUCUCAGGCCUACCAUCCGUCGGGAAGUUCUGCUGGCCGAUAUAACUGAAUAUAAUGAUGUUGUCACAAGAGCUUAUCGAGCAGAGCAAUCUCUGAAAGAUAUUGAAUGGGAGGGACGACUGAAGCCUCAAGGGAACACGAAGCAACAACCACAGGGAGCAGCUACGUCAAAGACAGAGGAAAAACCAUUGUGCAAGGAGUGCAAUCGCCAACACUACGGACAGUGUCUAUGGGGUGCCUACAAGUGCUUCAAAUGCGGAGGGGAUGGGCACAAAGCUAAGGAAUGUCCAAAACUGCAAGAACUUGUGAAUGGACGGGCCUUUGUGAUGCAUGCCAAGGAAGCAGAGUCAGACACUACGCUUGUCACAGGUAGGAUAUCUAUCGCGGGUGUAACUACCUACGCCUUGCUAGAUUCGGGAGCUAUACACUCAUUUAUAUCGGAGGCCUUCGUAAAGUGA
Messenger RNA from Zingiber officinale, 624 nucleotides. RefSeq lists its product as uncharacterized. NCBI's taxonomy places the organism in Eukaryota, Viridiplantae, Streptophyta, Magnoliopsida, Zingiberales, Zingiberaceae. Gene Ontology annotation, molecular function: zinc ion binding; nucleic acid binding. Bases 1 to 624 code for a protein of 207 amino acids. The transcript is spliced from 3 exons. The record is from RefSeq and is a predicted model, not a curated record.